AAAAUGCAGAAGUGAAUUUAAUACAGUGCUGAUGCUUUUUGCAGGAUAUAGCUUAUAUGUUUGUGAGAGUGGGGAUGUGUGAACAGGCUGUGUCAGCCUUUCUGAAAUGUAAUCAACCAAAGGAUGCCGUGGAUACCUGUGUGCAUCUCAACCAGUGGAAUAAAGCGGUGGAGCUGGCUAAAAAUCACAAUAUGAAAGAGAUUGGAUCCUUGUUAGCCAGAUAUGCAAGCCAUUUACUGGAAAAGAAUAAAAUCCUUGAUGCUAUAGAACUCUACCGUAAAGCAAAUUAUUUCUUUGAAGCUGCUAAGCUCAUGUUCAAGGUAUCACAGGUUUUAUUUUUAUGUCAGAUGACUGGGGUUUUUGGACUAGCUCUUACUAUUUCCAUGCUACUUUUAUUCUCUUGGGGUUAUUUUAGUUUUAACAAUGUCAAGGCAAUUAAGCAGAUGUCAUCAUACAGGAUACUGCAAAGAUUAACCCAUCUCCCAGAGUUCAGGUAUCUCUAUCAGUAAUAGUUACCCUGGAUGGCCUCUGUAGCUAGUGGAGAGGAAACUGGAGACACAAGCUAUCUAUUUAUUUUGAGA
Molecule: messenger RNA, 581 nt
Organism: Cyanistes caeruleus (blue tit)
Lineage: Eukaryota; Metazoa; Chordata; Aves; Passeriformes; Paridae
Source: RefSeq, a predicted model, not a curated record